Messenger RNA from Aspergillus versicolor CBS 583.65, 1110 nucleotides. RefSeq lists its product as uncharacterized. The record is from RefSeq and is a predicted model, not a curated record. Gene Ontology annotation, molecular function: transmembrane transporter activity. The transcript has a single exon. Bases 327 to 1040 code for a protein of 237 amino acids. NCBI's taxonomy places the organism in Eukaryota, Fungi, Ascomycota, Eurotiomycetes, Eurotiales, Aspergillaceae. Gene Ontology annotation, cellular component: fungal-type vacuole membrane.
CACCUUAUGGCUGCAGGCACGAUCGGUCUCACGGGCGCUGUGAUGGCGUUUAGCGUUUCAACAGGUAGCUCUAGCUCUCUUAUUUUCUUUAAUUUUCCAUCCAUACUGACCAGGCAGAAUACUACCAAUUCAUUCUCAGCUUCGGUAUACUCGGUGGCAUAUCCGCAUCCCUCCUUUCAAAUCCCAGCAUCUCAAUCAUAAACCACUGGUUCUACAAGAAGCGUGGAAUAGCCACCGGUAUCGCCGUCACAUCCGGCGGUAUAGGGGGGAUAAUAUUCCCCCAGAUCUUCAAUGCGCUCACGGUAAAGGUCGGAUUCGGGUGGGCGAUGCGCACAAUCGGCUUCAUCGCGCUCUUCUUCUGCAGUCUGGGUUCAAUCCUGCAACGUUCUCGGCUGAGCCGGGCUAAAGCCAAGACGAAUCGCAAAACAAUCAACCUGCGUGACUGUGCCGACCCCUCGUUCAGCCUGACGGCGGCAGCAAUUAUCUUUGCGGAUAUCGGAGCCACCAUCCCGCUAACAUAUUUGACUUCAUAUGCGCGGGCGAAGGGGAUGGGCGUUGAUAUGUCGUAUGCACUCAUGUCGAUUCUCAAUGCGACGAGUAUCGUGGGACGGCUGGUUCCUGGCUACGCGGCGGACUGGGUCGGGCGGUUCAACACGAUGAUUGUGACGGCUUCUGUGUCUGCGAUAUUAACUCUGGCAUUAUGGCUCAAGAGCGGGUCGAACCACGGGGCUAUAAUCGCGUUUGCAGCGCUGUUUGGGUUCUCUAGCGGAUCGGCGAUUAGCCUCUCGCCUGUUUGUGUUGCUCAGAUAUCCAAGACGGAGGACAUUGGGAAACGGUUUGGCACUAUCUAUACGUUUGUCGCGAUUGGUGUUCUCGUUGCCAUUCCCAUUGCUGGGCAGAUCCUUGAGGCGCAAAGUAAUGGCGAUAAUCAGGUAUAUUGGGGGCUCGUUGUGUUUUGUGGCGUGGUGUAUAUAGCUUCGGCGGUGUUCUUUGCAAUUGCAACGGGGGUAUCCACGGGGUGGAAGGCGAAGAUAUUUUAAUAUGAGGGCAGAUAACCAUAAACAAAAAUAGACUUGUUUGGCAGGGAUUGGACUCGGUGAAGCGUCUCUU